UAGAUUGAAAAUACCUUGAACAUAUGUUACUGUUGACAAAAUUUUAAGUGCAUAUUCUCAACAACACCAACUUUUGGCAUUCCAAUUCUAAAUUCUAAGUGAUAAUCACACAACCCUUCACCUCAGACCAUGAGAGAAGUAAUAUCAAUUCACCUUGGACAGGCUGGUGUCCAACUUGGCAAUAUUGGCUGGGAACUGUACUGUCUUGAACACAAUUUGUUAGAAAAUGGCUAUCUGUCACAAGCUCAAGCACCGAUGGACCAGCAGCUUCGCUGUUCAGGCGAGGGGAAGAACUGUAUCGUAGAAGGAUUCAGAUCGUUUUUCUACGAAAAUACUUCAGGAUCGUAUUCUCCAAGAGCUAUUUUUGUCGAUCUUGACCCGACGGUCAUCGAUGAUAUAAGAAGUGGCAGGUUCAAGAACCUCUACAGUCCCAAUAAUUUGAUUUCUGGGAAGGAAGAUGCGGCGAAUAAUUUUGCCCGAGGCUACCUCACCUCAGGAAGAGCGAUUUUAGAAUCUGUCAUGUCGCCGAUCUAUAAAUUGGCAGAAUCUUGCGACAGGCUGCAAGGUUUUAUGCUGUAUCAUUCUUUUGGUGGCGGAACCGGAUCUGGACUACAUGCUUUGGUAACUAAAGCCCUGACAAAAGAAUUUCAAAAAUUAACUAAACUGGAAAUAGCCGUUUUUCCAUCGCCUAAGAUGUCGACGGCUGUAGUCGAACCUUACAACGCUGUUUUAGCUACAGAUGCAACAUUAGAAGAAGCUGAAUGUGUUUUUCUUGCUGAUAACGAGGCCAUGUAUAGUAUUUGUCAAAAGAAAAUGGACAUAGAUAGUCCUUCCUAUACGAAUUUAAAUAGAAUACUGGCUCAAGCUGUCAGCUCGAUUACGAGCAGCGUGAGGUUCAAGGGAAGUCUGAACGCAGAUUUUAUGGAUUUUCAGACCAAUUUGGUUCCAUAUCCGCGAAUCCAUUUUCCAGUGAUGAGCUAUGCUCCGAUUAACAGCGUACAAACGCACGGCCACGAAUCUCUGAGCGUCGCCGAUAUAACCAACAAAUGUUUCGACACGUCGAGUCGUAUGCUGCAAUGCGAAAACGAAGCGGGAAGGUACAUGUCCUGUUGUCUCCUCUACAGAGGAGACGUCGCCCCAAAAGACGUCAACGCGGCUGUAUCUGCGAUAAAGGAAAAGAAAAGUAUCAAGUUUGUCCAGUGGUCGCCGACAGGAUUCAAAAUCGGGAUCAACGACUCUCCACCUGCCGUCGUGCCCGACGGAGACUUAGCCAGAAGCACCAGGGCCGUCUGCAUGCUCUGCAAUACCACCGCGGUCAAAGAAGCUUGGACCAAUUUGAACAUUAAAUAUCACUUGAUGCUUGACAAAAAGGCCUUCUUCCACUGGUACCUAGGCGAAGGGUUAGAAGCAAACCACUUUUACGAUGCCCAAGAAAAUCUUUUAACACUAGAAGAGGAGUACGAGUUAAUGAAUAAAGUCAAUUAACAUUCGUGUUUAAAGACAGCUAAAAGAAAGCAUGUGGAAGAAUACAUUGGCAUUAACA
Cimex lectularius (bed bug) is the source of this 1543-nucleotide messenger RNA. RefSeq names its product tubulin alpha-8 chain-like. Gene Ontology annotation, cellular component: microtubule; cytoplasm. The record is from RefSeq and is a predicted model, not a curated record. The transcript is spliced from 4 exons. Lineage: Eukaryota; Metazoa; Arthropoda; Insecta; Hemiptera; Cimicidae. Gene Ontology annotation, biological process: mitotic cell cycle; microtubule cytoskeleton organization. Gene Ontology annotation, molecular function: structural constituent of cytoskeleton; GTP binding. The coding region runs from base 130 to 1485 and encodes 451 amino acids.